Biomphalaria glabrata is the source of this 5083-nucleotide messenger RNA. RefSeq lists its product as uncharacterized. Gene Ontology annotation, molecular function: protein binding. The transcript is spliced from 13 exons. The record is from RefSeq and is a predicted model, not a curated record. Bases 416 to 2407 code for a protein of 663 amino acids. NCBI's taxonomy places the organism in Eukaryota, Metazoa, Mollusca, Gastropoda, Planorbidae. Gene Ontology annotation, biological process: signal transduction.
UCAUGAUUAUGCCUCUGUGUGUGUCAGACGUGUAAUUACAUGAACAUAUGGACACAACAUAUCUCUCAUACAGCUGUAUGUUGUGUAAGUGGAGCAGUGCGUGUGCCUCGUCUGUUUUCUUUCGUUUCUUUCGGGUUUAUUUCUCCUCCAUCCCUUCAGACUAAAUGUUAUCUUAUCACACGUACAUACAAGUAGAGAUAAACGAAUCCGUGUUUUUAAUUAUCGCACUGUGGAGCCUGGACUAAACUAGUUUCAUUUUCUUACUUGUGGAUUGGAAAACAUCGUAAGGUGAAGUUCCAGUCUGCCAGAUGAAAAGGUACAUGAGUGAGGAUUAACAUUACAAGACGUGCACAGAGAGUACAACCCAUGUUUUGGAUUAGUCGCUCAUGGAUUCCUAUAAUUGACUAACCAAAACAUGUCUAAUCGCGAGCGUCGCAGCGUCAGUCUUGGUCGCCAUAGAGACCGGGGAUCGCGUGACCCCAUUUCACGUGAUCCCAGCAGGCCAGCGGAAGAAGAUUGGUCGACACGUCACAACAUCUCCAACUUUCUCUUGACCCUACAGAGAGUCCAGACGUCAGAAGAAGAAAAUCGACAGCUUAGAAAAGAAAACCAAAUUUUGCGGCAAAGAAAUCGGAACUCUCGCCUGUCGAGCUCCAGUUUCAGGGGACACAACUUGAGCGACACAUCUGUGGAGCAGACGAUAUUACCAGAUGAUGAGGAUCAAGUGAUAGCUGCGAAUGUCAAGAGGAACUCCCUGCUGUUUGUUGGCGACCCAAUGGCUACGUCUCCAGAACACGCAGCCUUGGAAGUGCAAUAUAAAAAACUACAGCAAGACUUUGAGGCAGUGAAAGAUUUCUUGAAACACUUGUUCCAACACGCCCUGACCAUGUCAUCUUCUGACACCAAAAGUUCAAUGAAAGAAGACACCGACAAAGCUGAUAUUAACACCUACAAUCCUGCACACUCAAAACAGUUGGAACACAGUCUGCAGGAUAUACAUGGACAAAUAAAUCAAAUACGAAAUAGUCAAGAUAGACAACAAAUAAAAAUGGAACAGGUGCAGCAGGCUCUGGAUAAUGUCCUCUGCCAGUCCUCUGUAAGGAACGAUGUGACUAUGAGGAUUGUCAGGCAGCAAGACAAACUAAAAGAGAUCACAAAGCAUGCAAGUUUCCUGGAGAAUCAGCUGAUGUCUGUCACAACAUCUCUCAGACAAGCUGAAGAGAAGAUUCGACAGGUGGCACUGUUAGGCCAAGCUCUGGAAACAUUAAUUGCAACAAAUAAUAAACAUUUAAAGGGAAAUACUAAAGAAGAACUAAGUAAACUUGCAGAGCAAAUAAAUCUGCUUGGCAAGAGAACUGUCACUUACAAUAUCAAAAUACAGCCAGUUGAACAGCUGGUCAGUCAUGUGAUUUCAGCAGCUAGCAGUGGUCAGAACCUAAUUGAUACAAAACCACCAGCAGAAGUCAUGGACACAAUGUCAAAAUUAGAACGACUUAUAGGUUCAGACUGGCACAGGUUAGGGAGAAUGUUAUCACUGACCACAGACUCUCUAGAUGACAUUGGAAAGUUCACAAACUUUGACCUGACCAGCAAAGUUGAGAAAGUCAUGAUGAGCUGGGUGAAGACUACCAAGGGGACCACAGCAGAGAAUUUACGUCAGGGCUUGGACAAAAUGGACAGAGAUGUAUUACUCAUAACAGAGCACCCAUUAAGUAAGGAAUGGGUUCAACUGCCACCAGAUGUCAGCACCUACUGUAUAGCACACUUGCUGGAUGUACCAAAUGUUGUAAAUCAACUUUCUGGCCAGGGUGUGUUGAGCCAGGAAUGUAGAGCAUUUAUUCUGAGUGCUUGUCAAGAACACAGGCAAGCUGCAAGAUUGUUGCAGUCUGUGGUGUAUAUGGGAGUUCAGGCAUUAGUAUCACUGUCAGCAACAUUGGACAGAUGCAAGCAGAAUAUGGUGGCCAAUAAAAUCAGAGCUUGCCUCCCUUCUGUAAAUGGAAACACCAAAAUACCUAACUUGAUGAAUGACCUCAAACCUACUGAGAAUUCAAAUUUCCAAACCUCAAGACCAACUCCUGGUAAAACCCCAGACAAAAUGUCAGUGCCAGAUACACCAAAAUCAAAGGAAAAACAGCCUAGGAAAAAAAGAUCUCGGUCCUUAUUCACUCGCAAAAAUAAGCUGCGUGACAGUGAACCGGAUGCUGAAGCUGCUAUAGACAUGUCAGCAGAGUACAACUACUACUACCCAGCCAUCAAUCUGAAUGUUGUCAACUCAACAACAUCAAGCAGUGAAAGUGGAAACAGCAAUGAACGCAACCACCACAAGGAAGAAAAGCAAAGACAGUAUGGCCGAUUGAAUCUUAAAGGCAACAGGACAUCUCGUGCAAGCACUGAAGUUGUGGUAUAGAAACCAUUACAAAAAUAUAAUUAAACUGUGAAGGAAAAAAAUUAUCUGAAAUCACUUCCAUUGCCUAGUGUGGGAAAUGCCAAUAUCUUAAAGAAGAUAUUUUUAAAAAUCUUUUCUCUGUUUAUAUACCAACUAAUGAAAUAGUUGUUCUAAAUCCCCACUUUGUGCAAGCUGUAAGAACAUAAUGGUCUCUUGAAUGGAAGAGUAGAAUUUUCAGGUGGCAUAUUCUUAGCUAAAACUUUAGAUAUCAAAUCAAUGGUGCCCUAUUUAUUGAUGAUAAUAGAAAUUAAUAAGACAAAUGUAUUGAGACAUUAUUGACUAAACUAAUAAGUCAUGAGAGGACUCUGGAAUGUCCUCAAAUCUUGAGAAGAUCUCUCAAGCCUCAAAUCUUUGGCUCAGAAGCAAAGUCUGCUACAAUUUACACCACUAUGUUCUUUAGAUGGAGUUAACUACUUAAAAUAAAGCAAUCAAAUAAAAGUGAUAAAAAUCUGUUUUCAUUAUUAAAAUUAUAUAAUUCUUUACAUGAUGGCAGUAUUGUUAGACUUUUCUAUUUCUAUUCUUUCUUGUAAGCUUUUUAAAUUUCCCAUGUACAUCUUUCUCUAUAUCUUAAAAUGUAUGAAAUACUCUUUGCAUUGAGACUGACAUUUUAAAUUUAAGGAAAAUAAAACAAAUAUUAUGACUGCUAUUAUUGCUACAUCAAUUCAUCUGUCAACUGUAAAGCUUGAAUCAUUUUUAAUAUCAUUAAUUAUAUUCGGAAUUAUUUUUAAUAAUUUUUUUUUGUCACAAUGACUACUAUCAUGGGAACAGUGUUGAUAGUAUAUUCACAUCUUUACAAAUGGUUUUAGGAAUGAAACAGUCUUGUUUAAUAAUAUGAUAUUUCUUAAAAGGCAAAUCUAAUUAUCUGGAUAUCCUUGAAAUAAAUCAUUGUUGACUAAUUAGGACAUUUGUCUCAAUAAUAAUUAUGCUUGAAAUUUUGUUUCAAUUCAAAUUUUGUGUCGCAGAUGUAAAUGAUCUUUAGAAACACAUUAUACAAAUGAUAUUUGAAGAGUCUAACUAGAUGGGAAUUUUUACAUGCUAUUAGAGGGAGUUUGAAUUCAUACAUUAAGAUGUUUCUAAAAUCAUUUCUUUGAAUCUCAAAAAAAUCUAAAAUGAUUUCAUCACAUUUUUGUUACAUGUAAAAAUCUAAUGAUUAAAAUGAAAAUAUAUUACAUUACUUUAGAACAAAGUAUUAUUUUAUUGAUGAAAUUUUUUUUAGAGGGAUUUAUAAUUUUAUUUCAAGUUUUCAUCUGGCAACUAUUUUUGUUUUCAUUGCUACUAUUUUCAACAUAAAAUCUGUGAAUUUUGUAUUAUAAUUUAACAAAAAUAAAUAUUUUGUAUCAUCUCUAAUGUGUUCAAUAAAAAAAUGAGUCUAUUGUGGCAUUAAACAAAACGAAAAUUACUCACUUUAUUAAAUGUGUAAUGCUUUUUGAUAGAAAUGACUUUCCGAAUUUCAUAUUAAACAUUUUGAAUGUUGUUGUUGUUUUUUGUGUUAUUUUUGUAAGUAUUGUUUCUUUUCAUUAUUUGUAUUGUUUUUUUUAUUAUUAUUUUAUCAUUAUUAAACAACAGGUAUAAACAGAGUAAAAAAUGAAUGAAAGGGCAAAAAAAAAGAAAGAAUUUAAAAACAUUACUUAAUGUAAAUGUCAUUUGAAAUCUGCAUGAAAAUGUUAAAAAAAAGAUCCUUCAUUAUUAAACCCUGAUUCCUUCCUAGUGAUUUCCUUGAAAAAAGAUGGUUGCCUGGUCAUGCAAUAUAUAAAAUGUUCCCAUUUCAGACCUUGUGAUCUAUAGGGCAGAUGAUGUUAAGGUCAUCUGUUUUAUUAACGAGCAAGGUGUCAUGUGGCCAGCACAAUGACCAACUGCUUUUACUUUCAGGUACCUAUUAACUUUGGGUGGACUCUAAAAAUCACAAAAUUUAAAAUCCCAGUAUUCACUGGGAUUUGAACCCAGGACCCCAGGUUCGGAUGCUAAGCACUUAACCAAUCAGCCAGCCACCGCACCCCGCAUGCAGUAUACGCAUUGGACUUGAAUCAGGAUGGUUUAAACCCUGCUCACUUCCAUCUUUUGUCACCUUGAAUGAGGUUUGGACUAGGAUUCUAUAUCUUCAUUUCUAAAGAACUUCCUGAAACUUUAAAGAUUAAAAUGCAAAGGUUGCAUAAUACAAUAAAGUCUUUUAACUACUGGAUACAGUGGGUAGCUAGGGUGGGGAGAGAAAGGGGGAGAAUUUGAAAAUCCCCCAGGCCCCCAAUUGAGGGGGGCCCUAAAUGAGUGAUUGUUACAUUAAAUAUUAAGUAUUACUUAAAAUGCAGUGCCCCCCAAAGAGGUCAAGUCCUCCAGGCCACCAAAUGAUGGCUAAUUCCUAGCUACGCCCCUGACUGAAUAUAUUAGCUAAAGUAUUGACUUAAAGAUAACUCAUUUAUCCUUAACACUGCAUUUUUAUUUUAGCAUAUAGAACAACUUCACAUAUAAUUUAUAUUUUAGUUGAUAUAUAUAACAUUAAUUAUAUACCAUUUUAAAUCAAUGUUCUUCUGUAACACUUUGUAAAUAACAUAUUUGUCAAUGUAGACAAUGAUAGCCAUGUAAAAUAUGUGUACAUAUAUAUAGAUAUCUAUUUUGUGAAUAAAGAUGGUUUUCUUAUUACAA